Molecule: messenger RNA, 1857 nt
Organism: Cavia porcellus (domestic guinea pig)
Lineage: Eukaryota; Metazoa; Chordata; Mammalia; Rodentia; Caviidae
Product: WD repeat-containing protein on Y chromosome
Exons: 19
Molecular function (GO): protein binding
Source: RefSeq, a predicted model, not a curated record
AUGGCUGAGAGUUUGCGGCUGACAGGUGGAGAGGAUCAAACAGUUAGAGCCUGGAAUCCUCAUCUGCCUGGAAAACCAGCGGGAAUGCUGAGGAGCCACACGGCUCCAGUGAUCUGUAUCCACACGGCUUCUAAGGAGAGCAGAAUAUUUUCUGUGUCCACCGACAACACCAUUAAGAUCUUUGACCUGGGAACCCACCGUUGUGUGUUCACAGCUUCUUCCAAAGCCAGCAGCAUUAAGGGGGAGCUUACAGCUUGCCUGUACCCCCCAAGGCCCCAAGCUCUGUGUGUGGCCACCAAUGUCGUGGCUGUCUUGCACAUGAGACUGAGACCUUCCCCAGAGCCCCACCCCAUGCUUCCCACUAAGAACUGCAGGUACAACCCAGUCUUCAGGCAGGAGGUCAGCUGCUGCGAAGGAUCUGUGGUUAAAAUAUGGGACUUUAAAACAAGAAGACAGUUAUCUGAAUCCACUGGGGCUCACGACCAGGCUGGGAUCACUUGUCUGACCUUUGACUCCAGCCAGAGGACGUUAAUUACUGGAGACAGAGAUGAUUGUCUAAAAAUAUGGAGCUACAAUAACAGAUGUUACAUGCACACCCUGAAAGAGGAUGAAAAACCAAGUGAACUCAGUGAUUGUACCUACAUGGAAGUGAACCAAAAUGAGUGUGUUAUAGCUGUUGAAUGGGACAGAAGAAUAAAUGAGGGUUUUGAUGCACUACGUGACUUUCAAACCUUUGAGAAGCCACAGCCCUGCUGGAAGGAUGACCAGAGCCAUGGGCCCAAGGAGGACAUCCUCUGUGUGGUUCAAUGCCCACUCUUUCUUCUGACCAUCUCUAGUUAUGAUGGAGAGAUUAUCCUCUGGAAUGUUCUCUCAGACCAUAUGUACUGCAAACUGAGCUCUCUUGGCCCCUUGGAUGUGGACACUGUCAAAGCUGGAAGGGAACUUAAAAGAUUGACUAGCUUGGCCCUUACCCGCCCAGACCUAAGUGUUUGCUCCCUCACCUUUGUGAAGACUCAGGCGGCCAAGCUGGACGCACCUGCUGCCUCUCUCAUUGCCAGGGGACCUGGAGGUGAGGUCAAGCCCCCUGGGAGGGAUGCUACCCCGCCCCAUUUCCAAGACAAGCCCCUUCUAGGCCCAAGUUUGGCAAAGAAGGGACCGAGACUGACAAGUUCCAACCACACACCAAGCAAGCAUUUCACUUGCUGCUAUGCAUACAUCUCUUUCAUGAGCCCCAUGCGCAUCUCCAUCCAGAGGAAAAGCCCAGGUGGACGCACCGCGGUAACAGCAGGAGAUGCCCUUGUCUACCUGGCUGGCCAGCAAGACUUUGUGCACAUCUAUGUUAUAGAGGAGUAUGGUCUGGAGGGACCAGAGCUGCAGCCUCCUAACAAUGUGACCUCCUGGAGGGCCCAAGUCAGCAUGGUGACAUUUUUGGAGCUGAUAGAGGAAGAAAAUGUUCUGCUGUCAUCUUCCCUCAAUGGCACAGUGCACCUGUGGACCGAGGACAGAGCGUACCUAGGAACCCUUGGGCAGAGUAACACCUGGGACAUUUUUGCUCCUGCAUCCUGAAGUCACCCAAGAGUCCCCUGUGAGAUUCUGACAGGUCCCCAGAGAUUGAUUCCCACAGUUGGAUAUUUGUUCACCCCCAUAUCCAAAAGGCUGCCAGCGCAGAUCAAGCCUUGCUUGAAAACACCUGAGCCUGGAUGGCCCAGCAUCUACCAGGCCCUCCUCUGCCAUGGCGUCACCUACAUGUCAGCCCUUGGGGAGCAGCCGGAUCUGUCCAUUAGUAACUCUGACUUGCAGAAUGUAAAUUUCCUUCUGCAGGACGCAGGAGGAAGUGGAGCCACUCUAGAUUCCUGA